AUGGCUGCAAGUAGAUUGCAAAAUUGGUCACACUUCUUAUCAGCUUUCAAUUAUAAAGUAGAAUGUAUAGGAACUAAAGACAACAUAGUCGCAGAUACCCUGUCAAGACUACCAACAAAUUAUGUCGAACAAAAUGAAAUUUUAGAUUCAGUGCCAAGUUACAGUUACCUACACUAUGCCAUUCAAAGCAAAAUUACAUGUUUAGAUUACAAAGCUCGCGAAACUAGUAAGGAUAAAGUAUUAUCGCUUGUAAAACGAAUGGUAACCAAUAGAUGGCCAGAGCGUAAAAUAAAUGCGUGGACAGAAGAACUUAAACCUUAUGCAUUACGGCGUGACGAAUUAAGUACAGAAAAAGAAUGUUUAAUGUGGGGUCAAAGGGUAAUAAUACCAAGUAAGUUACGAAGUGACAUAAUAGAAAAAUUGCACGAAAGUCAUUUUGGUGUAGUUCAAAUGAAAAGUAUGGCAAGGUUAGUUGUUUGGUGGCCGAAAAUUGAUAGUUAUAUUGAAGAACGAGUUAAAACAUGCAAAUAUUGUAUUGAAGUAAAUGAUAGUCCAAGAAGAAUGACACUCUCCCCAUGGCCUUACCCAACGCAGCCUUGGCAUAGAAUUCAUGCCGACUUCGCAGGGCCAUUUUUAGGCCACACAUUUCUAUUAAUUUUAGACGCCUUUUCAAAAUGGCCAGAAAUAUAUAUAGUUAAUAAUAUGUCAGCAGAGCUCACAAUCAAAUUAUUCAAAGACACGUAUGGCUUACCGCAUCACGUAAUAACAGAUUCGGGAACCCAAUUUACAAGCGACGAGUUCAAAUCUUUCUUGAAAAGCAUAGGAACUAAACAUACAUUCGCGGCACCAAAACACCCGGCUACUAACGGCGCAGCGGAAAAUUUUGUAAAAGUAUUUAAACGUAAAAUAAAAGCCAUUAUGAAUAGUUCAAACAUCGAUAUACAAACCGCCAUGCGUAGAUUUUUGUUCAAUUACAAAACUACAAAACACACAAUUACAAACGAGACACCGGCAAAAUUGUUAAUGGGUCGGGAAUUUCGAACAACUUUGGAUAUACUACGCCCGGACAGUAAAAAAAUUAUUGAAUUGAAACAAGAAGACCAAAUAAAAAAUUUUAUAGAAAAUCGCAAUGAAAAAUUCCAACAAAACGACGUAGUAAUGGCCAAAGAUUUUCGAAAAUACCACCCGAAAAUGUCGGAAGCUACAAUUAUACAAGACUUAUCUCCUCGAAGUUGUAUGGUAAAAUUUAAAGAUGGGGAGGAGCAUAAUCGACAUUACGAUCAGAUGAGAAAAUGGAAAAAGACCAGUUUUAAGAACAAAAAUGCAAAAAACCGGAAUGGCGGAAUAAAUGCGCAAGAAUCUGAAGAAGAAACGGGUACGAGAAAAUCUGUAAGAGUCAGAAAACCAGUAGAGCGUUACAACGCCACUGGAUAG
Molecule: messenger RNA, 1434 nt
Organism: Temnothorax curvispinosus
Lineage: Eukaryota; Metazoa; Arthropoda; Insecta; Hymenoptera; Formicidae
Exons: 1
Coding region: 1-1434 (477 amino acids)
Biological process (GO): DNA integration
Molecular function (GO): nucleic acid binding
Source: RefSeq, a predicted model, not a curated record